CUGAAACCGCCGAAACAAAACGCGAUUCCGUCGCGCUUUUUAACAGACUAGCGUCAAGCGGUCAUCGGGCUUUCCAAAUCCACUUUGAAGAAGAAAAAAGGAGAAAGAAAAACAAAAUUAAAACAUAAGAAUCCAACUUGCUAGGGUUUCUUCAUCUAUCUCUCGGGAGACGAAGAAUGGUUUGCGAUAAGUGUGAGAAGAAGUUAUCUAAAGUGAUAGUUCCAGAUAAGUGGAAGGAUGGUGCUCGCAAUUUAACUGAAGGAGGUGGCCGGAAAAUCAACGAGAACAAACUUCUCUCCAAGAAGAAUAGAUGGACACCAUACGGUACCGCUACCACGAAGUGCGUGAUCUGCAAGCAGCAAGUGCAUCAAGAUGGUAAAUACUGUCACACAUGCGCCUAUAGCAAAGGAGUGUGUGCGAUGUGCGGGAAGCAAGUGCUGGACACCAAGAUGUAUAAGCAAAGCAAUGUAUAAUCAAAUCUGCAAGCUUUAAUAUUUUAGAUUCUAUCACUUUGAUGUCAAGUUACCAUAACCUCGGACGACUUAUCUUGUGAUAUCCUGAGCUUUCUUAACGUUCUCAGUCAUGUAUUCUCUGUACCUAUCUCUUUUCGUUUAUAGUAUUAACAAACAAGAAUUUCCCUGU
This is a messenger RNA of Eutrema salsugineum, 642 nucleotides long. RefSeq names its product cysteine-rich PDZ-binding protein. NCBI's taxonomy places the organism in Eukaryota, Viridiplantae, Streptophyta, Magnoliopsida, Brassicales, Brassicaceae. The coding region runs from base 177 to 473 and encodes 98 amino acids. Gene Ontology annotation, molecular function: microtubule binding. The record is from RefSeq and is a predicted model, not a curated record. Gene Ontology annotation, biological process: cytoplasmic microtubule organization. The transcript has 4 exons.